UAAGGACUAAAUCAGAUUAGUAGUAAUGUCAGAAGUCUCAUUCUCCCAACGACCUCCUAAUCUUCUUAUAUCAACAGCUACAACAUUUAUGCGUAUUUUAGCAACAAAGGAAGGUUAACUAAAACAAAAGGGAGGAAAACAAAAGCAGCUUCAGAAAUACAUCAUCUCUUCUCUUUAGGGAAAGUUAAAAAUUCCAGGUUGCAACUACUAUUUCUCUCUCUAUCUCAAAUUAUUUACCCUUUAUCAGUUCUGGGUUUUCUGAAUCUCUUGUUAAAGUCAUCAUUUGAUGGUAUAAAAUUCAGAAAUUCAAUCUGAGAAAGUAUUAUUAUCUGUAGAGUUGUGGUAUUGGAUUUCUCUGUUUUGUAAAGAGAGAUAGAAAGAAGGAUGUCUUGUUCAUCAAGUUCAGGGUCUGAACAAGAAGAGGAAGAGGUUGAUGCUUACAGAAAAGGAGGGUAUCAUGCAGUAAGAGUAGGGGAUUCAUUUAAAGGUGGAAGAUAUAUUGCUCAAAGAAAAUUGGGUUGGGGUCAUUUCUCAACUGUUUGGCUUGCUUUUGAUACUCAUUCCUCUGGAUUUGUUGCACUUAAAAUCCAGAGAAGUGCAGCUGAUUUUGCUGAAGCUGCUCUCCAGGAGAUUGAAAUUCUAUCUGCCAUUGCCAAUGUUGAUUCUUCGAAUUCCGAGUCUGUGGUUCGACUAAUUGACCACUUUAGGCAUACAGGUCCAAACGGACAACAUAUUUGUAUGAUCCUCGAAUACCUUGGUGAUAGUUUACUCCACUUGAUCAAAUACAAUCGUUAUAGAGGUCUCAAUUUGAAUAAAGUUAGGGAGAUUUGUAGAUGGGUUUUACUAAGUCUUGAUUACUUGCAUAGAGAAGUUGGAAUAAUUCACUCAGAUUUGAAACUCGAAAACGUUCUGCUUAUAUCUACCAUUGAUCCCUCCAAAGACCCCAAUAAAUCUGGAUGUUCUCCUAUUCUUGAGAAACCAGAAGGCAGUUCAAACAGUAGUGGUUUGGUAAAUAUUGGCGAGAAGAAACUGAAGAGGAAAGCAAGGAGUGCAACAGUUAAGAUAUCUACAAGGAGAGCUUCAAUGGGAGGAAUUACAAAGCGCGUAAGGUCAUUAGAUGGAAUUGAUCUUAGAUGCAAGGUCGUUGAUUUUGGGAAUGCAUGUUGGGUUGAUAAGCCUUUCCAAGAUGAGAUUCAAACAAGACAAUAUAGAGCUCCUGAAGUUGUUCUUGGAGCUGGUUUCUCAUUUUCUGCGGAUAUGUGGUCUCUUGCUUGCGUUGCUUUCGAGCUUGCUACUGGUGAAGUGAUGUUUGCUCCUACAAGUGGUGAAGGGUUUACUGAAGAUGAGGAUCAUCUUGCUCAAAUGAUGGAACUCUUGGGAAAGAUGCCUAGAAAGAUUGCUGUUGGUGGGUCUCAAUCAAAAAAAUACUUUGACCGAUAUGGAGAUUUGAAGAGAAUCCGACGACUAAAGUUCUGGCCUCUAAAUAAACUCCUGGUGGAGAAAUACAACUUUCAUGCCUCUGAUGCUUGUGAGUUUGCUGCAUUUCUCACUCCUCUUCUCGAGUUUGCACCAGAUAAGCGACCCACAGCUGAAAAAUGCUUGCAGCAUCCUUGGCUCAAAAUUAAAAAUCUGGCCCCUCGCCAGGAUGAGGAAGAAUCAUCUCUAGGAAAACUGGAAGUUGGGAUAUUUUUUGUGCUCAAGACCACCCUUUUUCUCAUCAAGUCAAAGGAUACAAUUGAAAUCUCCCAUGACAAGCCACGAGAUCGACGUAUCAUGGCUAUUAAGCUGCUGCCAAAGCCUUCGCCUAGUAACCUGAACAUAACUAGCAUGAACAAACGAGAUAUGCACUACAUCAACCUCAACUGUUAUGGCCUGUUUGCUCCUAUUAAUAACCGAGGGAACAAUACCAUUUAA
Molecule: messenger RNA, 1914 nt
Organism: Papaver somniferum (opium poppy)
Lineage: Eukaryota; Viridiplantae; Streptophyta; Magnoliopsida; Ranunculales; Papaveraceae
Product: probable serine/threonine-protein kinase sky1
Exons: 5
Coding region: 385-1914 (509 amino acids)
Biological process (GO): spliceosomal complex assembly; regulation of mRNA processing; protein phosphorylation
Molecular function (GO): protein kinase activity; ATP binding
Source: RefSeq, a predicted model, not a curated record